Molecule: messenger RNA, 1761 nt
Organism: Iphiclides podalirius (scarce swallowtail)
Lineage: Eukaryota; Metazoa; Arthropoda; Insecta; Lepidoptera; Papilionidae
Source: the annotation of a GenBank genome assembly
AUGAGCAUGCGCGUGUCGUGGGCCAGAUGGUAUUGGAUCGUUAUAUUCACAACGUGUACCGCGAGGACUGCCAGCGAUUGGCUGGACUGCGCCCACAUCUCAACCUGCCGCUGUAAGUGGUCGUCGGGCAAGAAAACAGCCACGUGUGCCUCCGGUGACCUCCGCCGACCGCCAUCUCUCUCGUCGGACAUCCAAGUAUUGGAUCUUCACGACAAUCCGCUGAGGAAUCUACCGCAGGGGAUCUUUUCAAACAUCGGCCUACUUAAUUUGCAACGUAUCAAUUUGAAAGCAACGAAACUUCGGUCCAUACACGCUGACGCAUUCAUAGAGCUGAGGAUUUUGAUCGAAGUGGAUUUGGCCGACAACGACUUAUCGGUUCUACCGCGUGACAUUUUCAGGGGCAACGAACGAUUGAGACUAGUAGUGUUAAGUAAUAAUCCUCUAACUAAUUUAAUUGCCGACCAGUUUCCUUCACUGCCUCACCUUCGUAUGUUGCUAUUAGAUGGUUGUCGGCUCAGAUCAAUACACACAAAAGCUUUGAGAAAUCUUAGAUCAUUGGAAACUAUUGACUUGAGGAGAAAUCAGCUAACAUUCUUACGACUGAUAACGUUCUCAUUGCCAGCUCUAAAAACGAUGUCAUUAUCAGGAAAUCCUUGGAGAUGCGAUUGCCGGCUUCGGGAAUUUCGGGACUGGUUUUUAGAUAGUAAAUUGGGAACUGAGGAGUUGUUAUGCGUAGAACCAACACCUCAGGCUGGAAACAAAUGGCGGAAUGUUCCAAGUGAAAACAUGACGUGUGCCCCAGAAGUGCGGUCCAGUACAUUAGUUGUAAGGGCUGAGGUUGGAUUGAGGGUUUCCUUUGGGUGUUGGGUUCAUGGUAUUCCUAAGCCGCAAGUGACAUGGUUAUUCGAUGGAAUUAAUAUUCACAAUAGUACUUUAGAUUGCGACAUGGAAGAAAUUGAUACAGUAGUGGAAAAUGACAAUUCGGAAGAUAGAGUGCCUGGUAGUGUUAGAUGGGUAAAUAUAACAUUGUUAAACGUGACAUCUAGUGUUGCCGGAGAGUGGACUUGUGUAGCUAAAAGCUCGGCAGGGGAAGACAGAGCGGUGAUUAGUUUGGUGCUGCCUCGAUCUCAAACGGCAACAGCUCGCACGGCACCAGGUAUUCCACAACUUCUAGGUGUUGUUUUUGGUGCUCUAGGUGCUCUAGCUGCUCUAGGAUUUAUCGCCGCAUUUGCUUGUUGGCAUUUGAGAAGACGCACCGUGCCACCCAGUCGAAGUUUCAUGGAUCAAGAAAAACGUUUGAUAGACGCAUCAGUUGUCGUUAGCUGCGACCGUUCGAUCGCUGACAUGGCUUCCCCUUGUAACUUCGAACUAACCGAGCGAUCUUUAUCCGUCGACAACGAUCAACCGAGAGGUUGCGGCUUCGAUCCCGUUCACAUCACUAUAGAGGGUACCCCAGGAUUAUUUCCACCGCCACCUGCGGAGUUUGCGGUACCGGUGCCGUAUGGAAACAUUUUUAUCUCGGUCCAAGUAGCCGGUAGAGGUGAACCCGGAAAGUACCCAGAUUUGUUGAGUGGUGGAGCAACUUUACCACGACGGACCAGAACAUGUUGCAAUGCGCCUGCUUAUGAUAAUAUGGGCCCGAGAGUAACGGCAACUGGAAGCUCUACCUGGUCAUUGCCUGGUGCAAGUUGUGAAAAUCCAGAGCCAUCCGAAACCCCUGUAUUGAGUUUACCACCUCCACCACCAGAAUUCGUCUCCCUU